UGCUGUUACCACGAAAGGAGGGCGGAUUCAUACUUUUUUUUCCUUUUUUCAAUGCAUUAAUUUACACUAAGGGCAAAUUUUUAGAAGAUCCUUGUAUUUUAAUUGGCCGGGCACUUGGAAUGGGUUGUCUAGAAUCGAAAGAAACCGAAAAGCCUGAGGAAGAAGAACCGAAAGUGUUUAGUUGGGAUCGUAAAGAUCGACCGGAUCCUAAAGAUUUUACAAUAGCAGAUGUCAAGGACGAGACUACGGGUCGUUUGCCCGGCAAAAUAAAUGGCCAACAGUUUAUCAUUCGAGAUUGUCAGGAUUCCAAUAUUUAUUUAUUUGAUCAUUCAGCAACCAUCACAGUAGAUGACUGUACUGGCUGCAGUUUUUUCCUGGGACCAAUCAAAGGAAGUGUAUAUUUCAGAGACUGUAAAGACUGUAAAGUUGUAGUAGCAUGUCAGCAAUUCAGAACUCGUGACUGUAAGAAAAUGGAGAUUUUCCUGUGUUGUGCAACACAACCCAUAAUCGAAUCAUCAUCAGGAAUGAAGUUUGGCUGCUUUCAGUUUUAUUAUCCAGAAUUGGAAGAACAAUUCAAGGCAGCAAGCAUAAGUGUGUACAACAACAACUGGAGUAAUAUUCAUGAUUUCACUCCUGCUGCAGGAGAAACUACAUGGUCUUUAUUACCAGAGGAUGUACAAGUAGAGGAUUUUGUACCAGUACCUACAAUUGAACCAUACAACAAUCUGCAAGCAUCGUGUUCAAGAGACAAGAGUUCAGUACCAUUAACUCUAGGAACUAGACGGAAACCUUUUGAUCAAGUGUGUUUAGUGAUAUUUUUUCAAAGUCCACAACAAAGAGAAAGCAUCAAAAGUUUCUUGUCUAGCAUAAAGGAAAAGGGAUGUGUUGUGGUGCAGACCAAAGAAAUUAGCAUGAGGGCUGAUGAAAUAUCACGAGUUAUUGGUUCAUCAGACUGUUGUGAAGCAGCUAACCAAGGCGCCCUUGUUGGUUUAGAGAUCAAUGGUAGUGACUGUGUUCAAAGCUGUCGUCAAGCUAUUGAUACUAGUGAAAACACUGUCUAUAUAUCACCAAGUGCAGAAAAAGCCAUACAAGAAAUUGACCAGUUUUACAACUUUGUUGAUAUGUCAAUGACAUAACCAUCCAACGUGAUAAUGAUUAGUAUCAUGAAAUAGACAACAAAAACAGCAAAGAACGGCUAUCAGAUGAGCAUGCUGUUGCUCUAAAAGAUACUAUUACAACCAUAGGCCGCCCAACUAUUGCUUGAGAGGCAGAAAAGAACGAAUUUGCACUCUCUCACGCACUAGUAUUAUUAUUGGCAUGCACGCUCUUAGCAAACUGCGGGUUAGCUGUGGUAUUACCUCAAUGAUCCCCUUGCCUCGCGGGAUCAAAAACUAGUCUGUGACAGACUGGGUUUUGAUUCUGCGGGAUCAAAAAGCAUGACAUAAUACCACAGGUAACCUGCAUUUCAUUUGCUAAGAGCGCACGCCGAUAACAGGCUAGCGUUAUAAAAGCGUGCGUAUUCAUUCUUUUCCUUCUCUCAAGCAAUAGUUGGGCGGCCUAUGUUACAUAUAGGUGCAUCAGAAAUUUUUAACCUAUACGUCCAUUCGUCACAAACUCUGAUAUGUGCAAAUGAACUAACUUAUUCUUGGCAGUAUAUAUAGUGUUUCAGAGUAGAUAAUAUAGGUAUUCUCUGUAUAUAAAUAUUGUACUCUGUAGUAAAAAUAAAACAUGUAACAACAGAAAUAAAUGAACUUUUCUAUAAACUUAGCUUA
Messenger RNA from Exaiptasia diaphana, 1772 nucleotides. Its product is annotated as protein XRP2. The record is from RefSeq and is a predicted model, not a curated record. Gene Ontology annotation, biological process: post-Golgi vesicle-mediated transport. The transcript has 10 exons. Gene Ontology annotation, molecular function: GTPase activator activity. Gene Ontology annotation, cellular component: periciliary membrane compartment; cilium. Bases 120 to 1136 code for a protein of 338 amino acids. Lineage: Eukaryota; Metazoa; Cnidaria; Anthozoa; Actiniaria; Aiptasiidae.